AUGGAUGGACAUGGACUCUGCAAAAUCUGCUUGCAGUUGCUGGCUCUAAUCUGCUUUUGCUCUAUUGCCAAAGUUUAUGGCAGCUCCUCGAAUGGGUUUCCGUUAGUGAGGAACAUCAGUGAGAUUCCGCAAUAUAGCUAUGGCAGACCCGGUUUGUCCGACAUGACUGUUGCCGGUUCACUUCUACACGGGCUUAAAGAGUUUUUCCUCCUUAUCUAUCGUACGGAUGAAACAUUUGCACCUGGAACUCACACCCCAAUUCACAGGCAUUCAUGCGAGGAAGUGUUUGUGGUACUGAAAGGGAGUGGCACUCUUUAUCUUGCAUCAAACACGGAUCAGAGACACCCUGGAAAACCCCUUGAGUUUCCUAUCUAUGCCAAUAGCACCUUUCAUGUCCCUGUUAAUGAUGCUCAUCAGGUAUGGAACACCAACCCAGAGGAGGAUUUACAGUUCUUAUUUGUUAUAUCUCGGCCACCUGUGAAAGUGUUUAUAUACGAUGAUUGGUUCAUGCCCCAUACUGCAGCUAAAUUGAAGUACCCCUACUAUUGGGAUGAAGAAGCAUUUUACAAGUUGCACCCUAAACCAAAAGAUGAACUCUAG
Molecule: messenger RNA, 600 nt
Organism: Oldenlandia corymbosa var. corymbosa
Lineage: Eukaryota; Viridiplantae; Streptophyta; Magnoliopsida; Gentianales; Rubiaceae
Source: the annotation of a GenBank genome assembly